This is a messenger RNA of Lutzomyia longipalpis, 1679 nucleotides long. RefSeq names its product juvenile hormone epoxide hydrolase 2-like. Gene Ontology annotation, molecular function: epoxide hydrolase activity. Gene Ontology annotation, biological process: epoxide metabolic process. Bases 218 to 1615 code for a protein of 465 amino acids. The transcript is spliced from 5 exons. The record is from RefSeq and is a predicted model, not a curated record. NCBI's taxonomy places the organism in Eukaryota, Metazoa, Arthropoda, Insecta, Diptera, Psychodidae.
ACUUUAAGCUGUAAGUCCGUGUACAAAAAAAAUCAGGGACUUGCUGUACGUUGCCGUGUAUCGAGCCGGCCGGCUUUUGUGUGUUUGUGAGUUUUUUAAUCAGAUGACGGAGCAUUUUGAUUAGUAUAGUGCCUCUCCAUCCGAAACUGCUUCAGUUACGAUCCGCAGGUUCCAGUGAGUAGAAGAGAGAAACCUUCAGCAACGUGAAACCACGACGAUGGGCUUGUUUGGGAAUUUUAUCCUCAUCUUCAUUGGGCUGUGUGGCUUUUUGGGUGUGAGAGUUUACAAGCAAAAUUUUGGGCCACUGCCAAAGCCUGAUCUUGAUGCUGCUGCCUACUGGGGUCCAGGUGACAAAGCAACCUACAAGGAGGAUACAACUGUUCAUCCCUUCAAGAUUUCCUUUUCAGCUGAGGUUAUCAGCAAGUUGAAGACAAAGCUCGAGGAUCUCCCGGAGUACCAUCCACCCCUUGAGGGUGUCAACUUUGAGUAUGGCUUCAACAGCAAUCACCUCAAGCAGGUGAUCAAGUACUGGAAGGAUGGCUACUUGAGCAAAUGGGACCUUCGUCAGGCCUACCUCAACAAGUACCCACACUUCAAGACCAAGAUUCAAGGGCUAGACAUUCACUUUAUCCACGUAAAGCCCACAAAGGCCUCCGGGAAGCCCGUUCUGCCCAUUCUUCUCAUGCACGGCUGGCCAGGAUCAAUCGUUGAAUUCUAUUCGCUAAUUGAAAAAUUGCAAAAGAAUGAGGAUUAUGACUUCCAAAUGGUCAUUCCCAGUCUUCCGGGUUACGGCUUUUCUCAGGCUUCUGCCAAGACGGGUUUGGGACCUGCGGAGGUUGCUGUUAUCAUGCGAAACCUGAUGGUUCGUCUGGGAUAUCAAAAGUUCUACGUUCAAGGUGGUGAUUGGGGAUCUCUCAUUGGAUCCAAUUUGAUUACGCUCUUCCCUGAAAACUGUCUUGGCUACCAUUCAAAUAUGUGCGCUGCUAGGCCUCCAACGUUUGCAAUUAAAACAUUCAUUGCUAGCUUGCAUCCCUCAUACUUUAUCCCUGAGCAAUAUGUUGACUUCUUCUAUCCAUUCUGGUCUAAAGUAGCAUUCAUCCUUGAGGAAAGUGGCUACAUGCAUAUUCAGUGCACCAAACCAGAUACAAUUGGCACAACAUUGACAGGGAAUCCCGUAGGAUUGGCGGCCUACAUCUUGGAGAAGUUCUCAACGUGGACUAACUCAGAAUUCCGCAACCUCCCUGACGGAGGACUCUCAAAACGCUUCACAAUGGACGCAAUGCUGGACAAUGUGAUGAUCUACUACCUCACAAAUUCCAUCACCACCUCCCAACGUCUCUACUCCGAAGCUUUUACGUACAAGCAGAUGGGCCUCAACUUGGACAGAGUCCCAACACCCGUCCCAACUGGUUGCGCUCGCUUCAAGCACGAUCUUGCUCAAACAUUUGACUGGAUUCUCAAAGAUAAAUACCCAAAUUUGGUUCACAGCACCUACCACCCUGAUGGGGGUCAUUUUGCAGCCAUGGAGGUGCCCGAUGUAAUGUACAAGGACCUCAUGGACUUUAUCAAGAAGGUACAGAAUGCUGGUAAAACGAAACCCAACAAUGAAUUGUAGAGAACUUCCCUCCAGCUGUUUUAAUUUUUAAGCAAUAAAAUGGUUCGUUUUUCCAUAAAAGAAA